AACCGGUGAUCGAAGAGAUCAGCAUCAGCGAAAUAAGGGUUUCUUUAAGAGUGUCUUUGAACCGAGGAGGAACGAGGAAACUCGAUACAAUCGACUGGAUCAUUACGCGAAGGAGAAAACCCAACCGAAUUCAGAUGAGAAGCAAGAUUUCCGAGAGGAAAAGAAUCCCAAAGGAUCGAUCGGCGAUUUCUUCAAUAAUUCUGUGUCAAAAUUGACAAAUGAGUUUACAGGCAGUCAAGGUGAUCGAGGCAUGCCCGGUUCAACAGGGAAUACCGAAAUGCAGGUACAAAUUGUCGAAACAGAAGUCACCGAGCGGGAAACGACAAGAAACUUUGCGGCUCGAUUGAGAUUGUCAAAAGUCACCGCGAGACGACAAGGGGAUCACCAAGAUGAGAUCACCUCAAAUGAAAUGGAUGAGACAGAAUACCGACCAAAAAGUCGAUUCGGUCAUGAUUCGGAUCAAACUGGAGGCUCUCGUGAAAAGUAUCGACAUGAUGAUGUGAGAGGAGAUUAUCAGAGGGACGAUCACGGCAGGCGUUACGCAUUCCCCCACAGAGACGGUCAUUACGAAAGGAGGUCGUAUGAACCCAGGGACAGGAAUUUCGGAAAGAGAGAUGAUCAGAUGGGCACAAGGGGAAGGAGAAUGUUGGAAAACAUAACGCGAGAUCUUAAUCGGAUGGAACGUGAGAGGGAAACGCUUGGUGACCGCGACAUUCUAACAUGGGGCAAGUAUCCAUCGAAAAAACAGGAGAUGGAUCAGAGACGAGAUAAUCCUUUGACAAAAAAAAACCUCUACAAACAUCCGUGGCCCAAUCUAUAUAAGCGCCUUCACGGUGUCCAAGAUAAGACCAUCAUGCACUUUGAGAAUCUCCGAAAAUCCAAGCAAUAUAGGUGGGAACAAAAGAAAAUUAUGGUUCAAGGAGAAGCAAAAAUUCUGGAUUUGAUAAAGAAGGGAUUUCAGGUCAAGAGUCUCGUGGUAACGGCCCCGUACAAGCCCAAAACCAGAUAUGAGAUUCAACCACCGGCUCUGGAUUAUCUCGAAAAACCUCCUUCCAUAAUGGCCGAGAAUUAUUACCUCAUGAGCAUCGAUAUGGUGCGUAAGAUUUUGGGAAGUGCGGCCAGGCCCGAAAAACAUGAACUUGUCGCAGAAUUUCCUUUUCCCACAGUGGAGUUUCCAUCGGAAGCCGAACUUGACAGAUUAUUGAUCUUGGAAAAUGUGAACGACGCGUCUGACCUCGGAAUGUUGAUUCGUUCUGCAAAAGCAUUGGGUUGGAAAGGGAUCUACCUGAUAAAUAAAAGUGGUGAUGUGUACAAUGAUUUUGUGCAAAGGACCUCUGAUUUCCACAGCCUGACAUUACCUUACAUUUAUGGAACUCUUGAGGAAUUGCAGGAAUUUCUGGCCACCAACGAGAUGAUGAUCAUUUAUGCGAAAAAGCCAACAACGGAAAUUUCCUCGGGGCCUCAAUUUAUUCGGAAAUCGGACAUGAUAAUUACAAGUGAGCAAACAGAUCAAGACGAUGUGGUUGAAACUCGAUUAAAGUUUUGGUAUUCUCGUGAGAAGGACCAAGAGAUUCGAUUUCCAUCACGCUUUGCACUCUUCUUGAGUGACGCUUAUACGCCUACGUCGCUCCCGGAAGUUCUGAAAGUUGGCGUAGACGCGUCAAACAUGAGCAUCCCGUCUACCGGUAGUUUAUUAAUGUGGGAGCUCAAUCGCAUAAUGGAAAAUUUUAACGAUUCACCGAAACAAAAUUGA
Molecule: messenger RNA, 1753 nt
Organism: Acaulospora colombiana
Lineage: Eukaryota; Fungi; Glomeromycota; Glomeromycetes; Diversisporales; Acaulosporaceae
Source: the annotation of a GenBank genome assembly